UCGGGAAUUCGUCGAGGUCUCUUAUCCAGCAGACGCUCGCUAUCUUUGUUCGUAGGUUAAGAGAGAAAGAGAGAUGGCCACGGGAAUACAAUAAACGAUAUAGUAUAUUCAUCCGUAGUGCAUCAUCGUCUAAAGCAAGUCUGUUGGGAAAUUGAAAUUUUUUGAAAGGAGUAAGGAUUAAGGAUCGAUCAUAAUCUGCGCGCGGUGAGGGAGAGUGAUAGACACUGUAGAGUGAGUGAUUUGCAGGUUGUAAAUUUGCCACACGGAGUGCGCGUGCAUGUAAAAAUCCAAUUGUGAACAGCGCGAUACGUGUUGGUACAUACGUGCACGCUACACACGUAGGUACAUACCUACCUACCAUACCAACAUCACUUAGUACGUCCGAGGUGGACAUUGUCGUGGUUAUAACAAAAGCUGUACGUUUCUGUGAUGGCAUUAUUUGGGGAGAAACUUAUCGAGAAUUGAGCUGGGUCAGCAAUGCCAAAAUCGUCGUCUAAUAAAUGGAAGUUUUGGAGAAAAGCGGAAGGAGCUCGAGGAACCGCCAAGAAGCAAAAGAAAAUCGUCAAGUCGAGUCUGAGUGAAACUGAGCUCGAAGUUCGGUCUGAUAAAAAGAUAAAGGAAAAGGAAAAAGUCGGCAAGGAAAGCCCCUGCAGCAAAGCAUCGAAGAGAAAGACCGUCAUGGAGUGUCCUAUUACCAGAGGGGAAACCCGUCUUCCAAAAUUGACACCCAUUACCGACGACUACGAGAUAAGCAAUCAUGUCCUGGGUCUUGGGAUAAACGGAAAAGUCGUUCAAUGUUACGAUAAAAAGACUCGAGCUAAAUACGCGCUCAAGGUAUUGCACGACUGCACGAAAGCUAGGAGAGAAGUCGAAUUGCACUGGAGGGCCUCCCACUGUCGUCAUAUAGUACAGGUGAAGGAUGUGUACGAGAAUACGUACAGCGGCAACAAGUGUUUACUCGUCGUUAUGGAAUGCAUGGAAGGAGGCGAAUUGUUUCAGAGGAUACAGGACCGACAGGACGGUGCUUUUACGGAAAGAGAGGCGGCACAAAUAAUGUACGAGAUAUGCAUAGCUGUGAAACAUCUACACGACAUGAACAUUGCUCAUAGAGAUCUAAAGCCGGAAAAUUUACUGUACUCAAAGCCUGACAUCACAGGAAUUCUGAAACUCACAGACUUUGGUUUUGCAAAGGAGACACAUUUGAAAGACACUCUGCAAACUCCGUGUUACACUCCUUACUAUGUCGCUCCAGAAGUUUUGGGACCUGACAAGUACGACAAGAGCUGCGACAUUUGGUCACUCGGUGUGAUCAUGUACAUACUGCUCUGCGGUUUUCCGCCGUUCUACAGUAACCACGGCUUAGCUAUCUCCCCGGGAAUGAAGAGAAGGAUCAGGCUCGGUCAGUACGACUUCCCGGCCCCAGAGUGGUCGAACGUUAGUCAGGAUGCGCGUGAUCUGAUCAAGGAAAUGCUGUGCACAGAUCCCGCUCAGAGGCUACACAUUGAUCAAGUUAUGCGGAACAAGUGGAUCUCGAAGCACACGGAAGUGCCAGCCACUCCGCUUCACACUGGACGAGUGCUUCGCGAAGGAGAAGAACUCUGGCCUGAGGUGCAAGAGGAGAUGACCAGAUCCCUUGCUACGAUGCGAGUCGACUACGACACGGCGGGGUUGAAGCAGUUGGACAACACGAAUAAUGCUUUGCUGGACAAACGCAGACGUGCCCGGCAGGCUAACACCGUAACGCCACCGUCGAACCCAACGCCCGCCUCCUAGAACAACGCCUUAAUUCGCGUCGGGAUAAGAGAGGACAGUAAUCGUAAACGGAUUAUUACGUUUCUUCGUAGGUUCGUUGGUUACAGUCUUUUAACGGUUAGGAUUAUGUUCUAACAAUUUCUUACUAUAGUAUAGAAAAGGAAACAAGACAACUAAGGAAAGGAAAAUAAUAAUUAUUAUAUUAUUGUAAUACGAAGGUAAAUUACAACAAGAGCCGACGAACAAAUUAUUUUUUAAAACCUAUACGGUGUGCUCUUCAAUUUGUUGUGCACACCGUGGAUCAAGGAGACUAAGAGAGGGUUAAUACACAAUGGAAUUUGAAAAUGAAAUUUUUGUACAUGCAUAUACAUAUUUUUAAAUAUUUAACUGCGUGUUUAUGUCUAUUGAGACGAUAACGAGAUACGGGCAGACUAUCGGCGAAUGCUAAAUAUUUUCUUCCACUCUCUUUGAUCGCGAAUGGAUCAUGGAAGAGACGGACCGAUUUCUGCGGUUUGACUUGUCGCGAGAGAAAUCUUUCAGGAAUUUAAUUGUAAGCGAAAUUUCUAACAUUCUAUGACUAGUCCAGACCUCGAAAUCUACUUUGAUCCGCUGUCUAAUCGUCGAGAGAAGAUUAGCGGGUAAAUGGAACGGAAAACUAGAAUUCACAUGACGUGGAAUCUGGUGUAAAACAAUUCUUACUAAACUAGAGAAAAAUCUCUGAUAUCAUUUAUCAUUACUAUCGAGAAGAAUCGAAAUACCGUCCCGUAAAUUCAGAGUUUCUUUUUAUUUUUUUGAUUUGUAAGUUUUGAUAAGCUAGCAAAAGAGGUAUUGUCAUGAGAAUUUGGAACUUUGAUAUACGUGCGACCAAAAGAGAAGUUCCGUUUUGAAGUCUUGAUCGUAGGAAUUAUUUUUUAGGUGUGAGUAAUUGUUACAGUAAUAGAUGAAUGAAAAUAUAUUAGUCAAAUCGAAGUUUAAGGCGUUCCCGAUAUUUCUCUGUCUUUGACAGAGCGAGCAGUGUUCAGAGUUUUGACGCAUCAGGCUAAUUACAAACGAAACUAAUCAUCGAUUUUGUGCGAAUGAUUGCAUUGUUUUCACGAAUUUAAACUUUCUUUUUUGAGAAGUGUACAACUUCGGGGGUUUUACUUCAAUUACAUACAUUUCAAUUUUAUUCGACGUUUAAAAUAAA
Molecule: messenger RNA, 2938 nt
Organism: Diprion similis
Lineage: Eukaryota; Metazoa; Arthropoda; Insecta; Hymenoptera; Diprionidae
Gene: MAPk-Ak2
Product: MAP kinase-activated protein kinase 2
Exons: 10
Coding region: 478-1773 (431 amino acids)
Biological process (GO): intracellular signal transduction; peptidyl-serine phosphorylation; protein autophosphorylation
Cellular component (GO): cytoplasm; nucleus
Molecular function (GO): calcium-dependent protein serine/threonine kinase activity; calcium/calmodulin-dependent protein kinase activity; calmodulin binding
Source: RefSeq, a predicted model, not a curated record